Rotaria sp. Silwood2 is the source of this 933-nucleotide messenger RNA. The record is from the annotation of a GenBank genome assembly. NCBI's taxonomy places the organism in Eukaryota, Metazoa, Rotifera, Eurotatoria, Philodinida, Philodinidae.
AUGUCCUGUUUACAUUUCGGCGGCACUCUUCGUUGGAACCUAACUGGUAUACGAAUCGCAGGCACUGGAGUAGCUGGGGAUACCCCUGCUCAACUGCGUCAACCUCGAUGUUUAUACAUUGAUGCAAACGAUAUUUUAUACAUUUGUGAUUACAACAAUAAUCGUAUUCAAAAGUGGAUUAUAGGAGCUUCGAAUGGUACAACAGUGACAGGCAACAGUAAUGGCAAUGCUGGUAGUAAUUCGUUUCAGCUUGACCAUCCGACGGGAAUUACGUUUGAUAAAUAUGGAUACAUGUAUGUUGCUGACUAUGAUAACCAUCGUGUGCAGCGUUAUGCACCCAACUCAUCGAACGGCACGACUGUUGCUGGUACAGGUAGCCCCAAUGUUGCAACUACUAAUCUCAAUCAACCCACGGCCAUUAUUGUCGAUGACGAAUUGAAUAUGUUCAUUACUGAAAACGGCAAUAAUCGACUUGUGUUUUGGCCAUUUAAUGCAACAAAUAGCACUAUUCUAAUUAAUGGUAGAAGUGGCGGAACAGCUAGUGGUGAGCUUAGCAAUCCAUAUGAUCUCAUAUUGGUCAACACCUCUGGGAAUCAAGUAUAUCUGAGUGAUCCAGCCAAAGAUCGCGUCCAGUUAUGGACAUUUGGAGCAGGUGUCGCCAAUGAAACAUUUUCUACAGCUUAUGCACUUAAGCUGAGUACGCCAAGACAGAUUAAGAUAGACCCGUAUGGCAAUUUAUAUGUUGCUGAUUCGCUCAGGCAAAGAGUGGUAGUAUUUUGUGCCAAUUCAACGACCGGCUUCCUGGUAGUUGGACGUAAUACAAACAGUACACCUACCUUCGACGAUCCAAGUGGUAUUGCAUUCGACUCACAACUUAAUUUGUAUGUUGCUAGUUCCAAUAAUCAUGAAGUAUUGAAAUAUGAACGAGUUUAA